Mustela erminea (ermine) is the source of this 1124-nucleotide messenger RNA. It is a transcript of the gene HOXC11, whose product is annotated as homeobox C11. Gene Ontology annotation, cellular component: nucleus. The record is from RefSeq and is a predicted model, not a curated record. Gene Ontology annotation, biological process: regulation of transcription by RNA polymerase II; anatomical structure development. Gene Ontology annotation, molecular function: DNA-binding transcription factor activity, RNA polymerase II-specific; RNA polymerase II cis-regulatory region sequence-specific DNA binding. The transcript has 2 exons. Lineage: Eukaryota; Metazoa; Chordata; Mammalia; Carnivora; Mustelidae. Bases 102 to 1109 code for a protein of 335 amino acids.
GAGACUAAGACGGAUAACGCGUCAUCUCGCCUUCCCAAAUUUUCCCCCCUCGCUAGAUCGGGUCCAAAACCUCCAUCUGGAGCCGGCAGGAGAAGAGAACGAUGUUUAACUCGGUCAACCUGGGCAACUUCUGCUCGCCGUCGCGCAAGGAGAGGGGCGCUGAUUUCGGCGAGCGAGGGAGCUGCGCCUCCAACCUCUAUCUACCCAGUUGCACUUACUACGUGCCCGAGUUCUCCACGGUCUCCUCCUUCCUGCCCCAGGCCCCCUCUCGUCAGAUCUCCUAUCCCUACUCAGCCCAAGUGCCCCCGGUCCGGGAAGUCUCAUACGGCCUGGAGCCAUCCGGCAAGUGGCACCACCGGAACAGCUACUCCUCCUGCUAUGCAGCGGCCGACGAGCUUAUGCACCGGGAGUGCCUGCCUCCUUCCACGGUCACCGAGAUCCUCAUGAAAAACGAAGGCUCCUACGGCAGCCACCACCACCCCAGCGCCCCGCACGCAGCCCCCGCCGGCUUCUACUCCUCAGUCAACAAGAACAGCGUCCUGCCUCAAGCCUUCGACCGUUUCUUCGACAACGCCUACUGCGGUGGCGGCGACGCGCCUACCGAGCCCCCCUGCCCAGGCAAGGGAGAGGCCAAGGGGGAGCCUGAGACGACCCCGGCCUCGGGACUGGCGUCCCGGGCUGAGGCGGGGGCCGAGGCGGAGGCCGAGGAGGAAAACACGAAUCCCAGCUCGUCCGGUUCAGCCCACUCCGCGGCCAAGGAGCCGGCCAAGGGAGCCGCCCCCAGUAGACGCCCCCCGCACCCGCAAGAAGCGCUGCCCUUAUUCGAAAUUCCAGAUCCGGGAACUGGAGAGAGAGUUUUUCUUCAACGUGUAUAUCAACAAAGAGAAGCGGCUGCAGCUGUCCCGCAUGCUGAACCUGACGGACCGACAAGUGAAAAUUUGGUUUCAGAACAGAAGGAUGAAAGAAAAAAAACUAAGCAGAGACCGGCUGCAGUAUUUCUCCGGAAAUCCUCUGCUGUAACUGCAGACCGGGCCCUUCACGGGGAAGGGGGGGGGUGGCGGGGAAAGGGGAAAAUUAUUUUAUUUUUAUUUUUAUUUUUUAUUUUCUAACUCGCCUUCUUUCCG